Micropterus salmoides (largemouth bass) is the source of this 1331-nucleotide messenger RNA. RefSeq names its product histamine N-methyltransferase-like. Gene Ontology annotation, molecular function: N-methyltransferase activity. NCBI's taxonomy places the organism in Eukaryota, Metazoa, Chordata, Actinopteri, Centrarchiformes, Centrarchidae. The transcript is spliced from 7 exons. The record is from RefSeq and is a predicted model, not a curated record.
UGAACGUACACCACAUGUACAAUGAAUAACAAUGUAAAACAGUCAGUGUGACAUCCACUGAGCGAGCAACAGCUUGUUUGCACUUCGAUCAGCUGUGAACAUGUCGAGAUUAUUUGCCAUGGCAUCUCAGCUUAGGAGUCUGGUUUAUGAUGAUAACAGGUACCAGAAAUCCUUCCAGCUUUUUCUGGAGCGCUCCUCUGAGCAUCAGUGUAUGCAGGACUUCAUCCACAAUAUGCUGCCAGAUAUACUGGCCAGCAUUGGAGAUGGAAAGCCCCAUCUAAAUGUCAUUGGAGUUGGAAGUGGAGCUGGUGAGAUUGACCUAGAGAUGCUCUCCGUGCUUCGUCUGAAGCACCCAGGGGUGACGGUGGAUAACGAGGUGGUGGAGCCGAGCAGCCAGCAGCUACAUAACUACAGAGUUUUGGUGGCACAGAAACCAGAUUUAGAUUACAUCAAAUUCACUUGGAACAAGAUGACUGCCUCUGAGUUUGAGGAGCACUGGAAAGUGAAAAAGAUGACUAAGAAGGCUGACUUCAUUCACAUGAUACAGAUGCUGUACUAUGUGAAGGAUCCUGGAGCUACAAUCAGCUUCUUCCAGAGUCUUCUUGACAAGAAUGGGAAGCUUAUAUCAUGCUAGUGUCUGGUAAGUGGAUGGAGUGGUUGGGGAAAGCUGUGGCAUACCUACAGGAAACAGCUCUGUAACACAGAAAUAAGUCAGUGUGUGACCGCAGGAGACAUCAAAAGCAUCCUGGACUCCAAGGGAGUGAGCUACCAGAGCUACGAGCUGCCAUCUCAAAUGGACAUCACUGAGUGUUUCACUGAGGGGGAUGAGAGGGGAGAGCUGCUACUUGAUUUUCUCACUGAGGUGCUGGACUUCAGUAAAACAGUCUCACCUGAGCUGAAAGCCGGUGUCUUGGAGUUACUUCGGCACCCAGACUGUAGUAUAGAGUCCAACGGAAAGGUUAUCUUUAACAACAACCUUGGAGUGAUAGUCAUAGAUCAGUCCACUUAAAAACAGUGUUAAUACAGUGAUUGCAGUAGAUUAAUUACAUAGUUGUUGAAUUAGUGGUUAACAAGGUGAUUGUUUCAAACUGUAUAGUGUGUAAUUGACUGUGCAUAAUAACAGGCUUUUAGCCUAUGUGGGAAACACCUUGUUUUACAUGAUCAGUUCUAGACAGACCUGCUUUCACACAAUCUGAACCUGAUCUCCAGGAGUCUAUUUUAAUUAUAUUGUUUUUUUCAGAUAUUGUGUUGAUACCAUUAUGUAUUACUUCAAUGUAAUCUUCAAUACUUGUAAUAAAAUAAAAUAAAAUAAAAUGUUGUAAUCAGCUUCA